This is a messenger RNA of Clonostachys solani, 1722 nucleotides long. Lineage: Eukaryota; Fungi; Ascomycota; Sordariomycetes; Hypocreales; Bionectriaceae. The record is from the annotation of a GenBank genome assembly.
AUGUCUGGGCCGGGAAGCGGCUCGCCCGUCCAGCUCGACGAUAUGGACGAUGACGAGGCCCUCCGAUAUGCCAUCGCCCUCUCGUUGCAGGAACAUGACAAAGAGUCUCCCGAGCCCGCCAAGGCAGAGGAGUCACAACCCGAUCACGGGUCACACACUGCAGGAAACUUUUCGCUACGCCUGCUAGACAGAAAGGCAAUGGAAGAGGCGCGGCUGCAGAGAUUAGCUGGAAAACGACCCCGUCUGGACCAGGAGACGACCCCUGACGAUGGCGACGAUGUCGUCGAAGUGCCACCCCCCAAGAAGAUGAAAUCUGCAGGAACCAGCACCCCAAAAGGCGUCCCUCUAUCUGCCUCUCCGCCCACACAGCCGGCACCAAGUAACUACUUCCCCGAUGGUGUUGUCAGGCGGACAUGGGCAAGGGGCCACCCUCGAGCUUCUGAUGAUAUCAAAAUCGAGGAGGUGUUCCAGAAAGAAAAACUGGAACUCGCACUGAUAUCCUCCUUCCAAUGGGACGAGGAAUGGAUGCUGUCCAAGGUAGAUCUCAGAAGGACCAAACUACUUCUACUUGCAUUCGCCACAAACGAGACUCAACAACAAGAGAUGCAGGCAAAUGCACCCCCCAAUGUCCGCUUCUGCUUCCCGCCAAUGAAUGGCCCUGGUGCCAUGCACUCCAAGUUGCAACUUCUCAAGUACCCCGACCAGCUUCGUAUUGUUGUCCCUACUGGAAACUUGGUCCCUUACGAUUGGGGAGAGACGGGCGUGAUGGAGAAUAUGGUGUUCUUGAUCGAUCUACCUCGCCUAGGCGAUGCCGCCGACCACAAACCCACCCCCUUCAGCACCGAGCUAGCGAGAUUUCUGACCGAGGCCAAGGUCGAUGAUAAGAUGGUCGGCAGCCUCACCAGCUACGACUUCGCACGGACCGAGAGGCUCGGAUUUGUUUACUCCAUCCUUGGGCUCGCUACCACAUCUCCGAUCGAGGUUGACAGUGUUGUACCCGCUAAUGUCGGUACUUGCCAGAGCGCCUCACUUGGCUCCCUCACCUGCGACCUACUCACAUCAAUCUACAACGCCUGCCAAGGAGAUAAUGGCAUGAAGGAAUACAACGCGAGAGGUACCCGGAAGCCAGCAGGCGCAUCGCAUUCCACGCCGCAGCUGUUAAGAGACCACUUCCGUAUCUACUUCCCGACAGAAACCACUGUCGUCAAUACCCGUGGCGGAAGAGGGGCAGCGGGGACGAUCUGCGUUCAGGCCAAGUGGUGGCGGCAGCCCAGGUUCCCCACAGACCUGGUUCGCGACUGUGUCAGCUCUCGGAAGGGGCUUCUCCUACACACUAAGGCCAUCUUCGUCCACGCAGCCAGCGCGGCGGAGGUCGCCGAUGCACCCAGCCACAAGGCUAGCGCCUGGGCUUAUGUGGGUAGCGCCAACCUCUCCGAGAGCGCCUGGGGCCGCCUAGUCAAGGACAGCAAGACCGGCAAACCGAAGCUGAACUGUCGCAACUGGGAGUGCGGAGUAGUCGUGCCCGUGCUAGAGGCCAACGGCAAGGCGCGGCCUACCAAGGGAGCUUCGGCGGUGGCAACUAGUUCUGCUGGGACCGAGGCGGGCAGCAGAGGCAGCAGCAACCUAGGGGAAUUGUUCGCAUCUACAGUGCCAAUGCCAAUGCUAGUCCCGGGUCGUUUGUACGGGCCGAAUGAGGAGCCAUGGUUUUACGCCGAUUCGUAA